AAAUGCUAAAAAAGUGCUGUCAGAAACUAUGGUUGGUUAGAAACAUCGACAUUUAGUAAUAGACAUGCCUUAGCGGUCAGAAUUGUGGUACAACAAAAUAAAGAGAGAAUGAGGUUUCGGACAAUAUCCAUCUCUCUCACAAUAGUGUGUGAGUGUGUCAUGAAGGAGAUAACACUAGUCCGAAACCAAAUCUUCCUCCCUUUUCGAGCCAAGAAAUUAUUACAACGACAUACGGUUGAUGCAGAAAUUUCGAAAAAGUCAUAGCCGCUGCUCGAUAUAAGUGCAUCGAUACGAUUAACAGGAAAAAGUGAUGGAACCCUUAAAUGUAGAUCUGGUAGAGUUCUAUCCUAUUGAUAAUUCUAAAAACAAUCGCACCGAAGAAUACGAAUUGGUAAAGAAUAUAGAAAUUCCAACACCGGUACUUAGAAGAGGAGAAGAAUUUUAUUUUGCCGUGAGAUUUAACAGGGAAUUUGACGAAGAACAAGAUGUAAUAAGGGUUAGUUUUGGAUUUGGGCCUCAACCAAACAUCUUCAAGGGCACCAAAGUCAUAUUAACCCUUCUUACUAGACAAACUCAGUUUCUAAAGGAUACUAGAAGGUGGGGAUUAAUUUUAUCAAGAAAUGCUGGAGAUACUCUUAUUAUGCAGGCCCACAUUUCAUCUGUUGCUCAGGUGGGGAUAUGGUCUUGCUCCAUUCAGACUGGAAUAAUAGGAAAUAAAGAAAUACGAAAUGAGUACAAGUGUAAAGAAAACAUUUAUAUUCUAUUUAAUCCAUGGUGUAAGGAUGAUCCUGUACACAUGGAAAAUGAAAGUGACCUAGAGGAGUAUAUAAAAAAUGACACUGGUAAAAUUUGGAUGGGUACAUAUAGAAAUCCAAAAGGAAAACCUUGGGUAUUCGGUCAAUUUGACGAAGUUGUUCUACCUGCUGCAAUCUUUCUUCUGGAAAAGUCUGGUUUACCACAUAUGGACCGAGGUUCUCCAGUGUUAGUAACGAGAGCAAUUUCAGCAGCGAUAAAUGCCAAUGACGAAGAUGGCUUAAUUGUGGGAAGUUGGACUGGACAGUACCAGGAUGGUACAUCUCCAUUCGCUUGGACCGGUUCCGUUUCCAUAAUGGAAGAAUUCUUUAAUAAUAACGGCCGUCCUGUUCGUUACGGGCAAUGUUGGGUUUUUGCAGCUGCAACAGUCACAAUAUGCAGAGCGUUAGGGAUCCCUUGCAGAUGUGUGACGAACUAUGUUUCAGCUCACGACACCAACAGGUCACUUACUGUUGAUAGAUUUUUCGACCUUUAUGGAAAUAGAAUAGAAAAUGGCCCUGACGGUCUUUGUAAUGACAUGUGCUGGAAUUUUCACGUGUGGAAUGACGUGUGGAUGGCCCGACCAGAUCUUCCAAUAGGAUAUGGAGGCUGGCAAAUAAUUGAUUCAACACCUCAAGAAAUUAGUGAUAAUAAAUUUCGUUGUGGUCCAGCUUCUGUUGAAGCUGUCAGAAAGGGAGAAGUAGGAUACUCCUACGAUACUCCUUUUGUUUUUGCAGAGGUUAACGCCGACAUCUGUCAUUUCCAAGAGGACGAAAGUUCUGACUGGGGGUUUUCGAAGUUAUCUGUUAAUAAGUAUCAUGUUGGUAGAAAGAUAUUAACUAAAAGUCCCGGUAAAACCGAUCAAGAAGGCGAUUCUGACAUCUGGGAAGUAACAAAUUUUUAUAAAAAUCCAGAAGGUUCUGAAGCAGAACGUUUGGCAGUAUUCAAUGCUAUAAGGGGAGUUCCUUUGGCCCAGCAAUUCUAUGAUAUCCCCAGCGAAAUAACAGAUGAUGUAUUUUUCGAUUUAGUCGAUAUCGAGGUGAUCCCACUGGGUCAAAAUUUUGAUGUUGUGGUCGAUAUCCAUAACAGAUCAAGUGAAGAAAGAAAUAUCAGUGCAAUGAUAUCGGCUUCUUCAGUGUAUUAUAAUGGAGCAACUGCACACAAUAUUAAGAAAGCUCAAGGUACAUUUAUAGUAGGUCCCGAGGAAAAAGAGACAAUGAAAAUACAUAUAUCACCAGGAGAAUAUCUUAGUAAGUUAGUUGAUCAUCACUUGGUGAAGAUAUUCGCAAUAGCAAAUGUGCAAGAAACUAAGCAAACAUGGAGUGAAGAAGAUGAUUUUAUGGUCGCAAAACCUGCACUCAGUAUUGUAUUGAAGGAUUGUGGUCCUAGGGUUGGUGAUAGUUGCACUGUCGUAUUAAGUUUUAGGAAUCCAUUGGAUGUCCCUCUCACGAACUGUACUGUAACAAUAGAAGGCUCGAGUGUCAAGCCCAAGUCGUUUGCCGUUAGAGAUAUUGAACCCAAAGAAGUGAUAACUAUUGAAGAAUCGAUUGUACCAAAAAGUGAUGGAGAAAAAAUGCUAGUAGCCAACUUCACAUCGAAUGAAUUACAAGGUGUUGAAGGAACAUUAGGCCUUGUGAUUGAUCCGUAGGUAUUAUUGUCAAAAACAGUAUUAUUAUUUUUUUU
Agrilus planipennis (emerald ash borer) is the source of this 2475-nucleotide messenger RNA. Its product is annotated as hemocyte protein-glutamine gamma-glutamyltransferase-like. Lineage: Eukaryota; Metazoa; Arthropoda; Insecta; Coleoptera; Buprestidae. Gene Ontology annotation, molecular function: protein-glutamine gamma-glutamyltransferase activity. Gene Ontology annotation, biological process: peptide cross-linking. The transcript has 8 exons. The record is from RefSeq and is a predicted model, not a curated record. Bases 311 to 2440 code for a protein of 709 amino acids.